Molecule: messenger RNA, 5163 nt
Organism: Nycticebus coucang (slow loris)
Lineage: Eukaryota; Metazoa; Chordata; Mammalia; Primates; Lorisidae
Gene: GALNT8
Product: polypeptide N-acetylgalactosaminyltransferase 8
Exons: 11
Coding region: 76-2013 (645 amino acids)
Cellular component (GO): Golgi apparatus
Source: RefSeq, a predicted model, not a curated record
UCCCUGGCAGGGUGUUGUCCAUGCCCAGAACAAAGCCUGGCUGGCUCCGAUCUGUGCCUUUCCUGACAGUGACAUAUGUGGCCCUAUGGGGAGUGGAUGUGCCGCAGGCAGAAGAUGGUAUUCGGGAGAAAAUUCCCCAAAGUCCUCUGCAUUGGCCUGACUCUGGUCAUUGUCAAUCUCCUUCUGGCACUUUAUGCUAAAGGAGCUUUCCAGAACUUGAUUCUGGGCGAUCCCCACCGGGAGCUCCAGUUGUCUCUGCCUGAACCAGAUGGGGCAAUGAUUAAGAGACUCUCCAGCUUGGAGGUGGAAUUGCAGCAUCUGAAAGAAAGUAUAAAAUUGGCUCUGAAGCAACAAGAACAUGUGAACCACACACUACAGAGGGCAACAGAUGUCCGAAAAGCAGUGAAAUUCAAGUCGAAUGAACCAAGGAAGCACACAUCCCACAUGAAGCUCUUCCCACAUUCGCCGCUCUUCAAGCAGUGGGGUGAUGACCUUUCCGAGACCCAGCAGAGAAAGGCACAGGACCUCUUCCAGGAGUUUGGUUACAAUGCGUACCUCAGCAACCACUUGCCCCUCAAUCGCACCCUCCCCGAUACACGAGAUCCCAGGUGUCUUCAGAAGACAUAUUCUUCACAACUGCCUUCCCUUAGUGUCAUUCUCAUAUUUGUGAAUGAAGCUCUGUCCAUUAUAGAACGGGCCAUCACCAGUAUCAUCAACCGGACCCCCUCUCGAUUGUUGAAGGAGAUAAUCUUGGUGGAUGAUUUUAGCUCAAAUGGAGAACUAAAGGUAUACUUGGAUGAGAAGAUUAAGAUCUACAACCAGAAGUAUCCAGGACUACUGAAAAUAAUACGGCAUACUGAGAGGAAAGGCCUUGCUCAAGCCCGCAACACUGGCUGGGAAGCCACCACAGCUGAUGUGGUCGCCAUCUUGGAUGCUCAUAUUGAAGUGACCAUUGGCUGGGCAGAGCCCAUCUUGGCUCGGAUUCAGGAAGACCGAACUGUGAUUGUAUCACCCGUGUUUGAAAAGAUUCAUUUUGACACCUUUAAGCUAGAAAGGUAUGGAGUAGCAGUUGAUGGAUUUAACUGGCAACUGUGGUGCCGCUAUGACACACUUCCACAAGACUGGAUUGACCUGCAUGAUGUCACUGCUCCUAUAAAGAGUCCUUCCAUAAUGGGUAUCCUGGCUGCCAACAGGCUCUUCCUGGGAGAGAUUGGGUCUCUGGAUGGUGGGAUGCUGGUCUAUGGAGGAGAGAACGUAGAGCUUAGUCUACGGGUGUGGCAGUGUGGAGGGAAGAUUGAAAUCUUACCCUGCUCUCGGAUAGCUCAUCUAGAGAGACAUCACAAGCCCUAUGCCUUGGAUCUGGCACCUGCCUUGAAGCGCAAUGCUCUUCGAGUGGCUGAAGUCUGGAUGGAUGAGUACAAAUACAUGGUCUACUUGGCCUGGAACAUACCUCUCCAGAACUCUGGAAUCGAUUAUGGAGACAUUUCUUCCAGAAUGGCCCUCCGGGAGAAGCUGAAAUGUAAAACUUUUGACUGGUACCUGAAAAAUGUUUAUCCGGUCCUGAAACCAAUCCGCAGCAUCGUGGGCUAUGGGACAAUGAAAAACUCAUUGAAUGAAAAUAUCUGCCUGGAUGAAGGACCUGUUCCAGGCAACACCCCCAUCAUGUAUCACUGUCAUGCAUUCAGUCCGCAGCAUGUCUACUAUCUCCUGACUGGGGAGCUCUACAUGGGGGUGCUGAUUGCAGAGGCAAACGCUGAUGAUCGCUGCCUGACAGACCCUGGCAGUGGGGAGAAGCCCUCUCUAGAGCCUUGUUCCAAGGCAGUUAAAAAGGGACUGCACAUUUACUGGGAUUUUAAACCGGGAAGGGCUUUUAUAAACAGGGCCACCAAACGGUGUCUGGAGAUCAAGAAGACCUCUGCUAGCAGCUAUGAGCCCGUGCUCCGGACCUGCACGACGCAAGUGUGGAAAAUACAGCACACCGUGGGGACCUGGGGCCGGACUGAUGGCCAGUGAUCCUCGGAGAGCCUGGAUGUGGGCACCCGUUCUUAUAACAGGAAUGGGCUUCUACCCCCAGCACUGCUUAAAGUGGGAGAGAAUGAGGGAAAGUGUGUCCGUGUGUGUGUGUUUAUGGUGACAUUGGCGUGGGGUUCACAGAGCGUGUCUGCUGGGGAAAGUAGAGGAAAUCUGGAUGCCUCGUCUCCAGCUUCCUGGGGAAGGCUGUGAUAUGUCUCAAAUGCCAUUCUUGGAACCUCCUUGAAAUAACCAGCACCCUCUGUCUGUUCCAUGGGGAGGGAAUGAGGAGGAUGAAAGUUUAUCUCUGAUUUCUGCCCACAGUGUUUAGCCUCCUUCCCCACAGCUACUGUCACCAUCUGCCCCACACCUCCUCCCAGCUCAUCUGUCUCAAGUGAGCGGCUGGGUCGUCCUGAGGCCGGCAGCGUGACAACUCUGCAGUUUACUUAAAUCUCCCUUCUCUCUGGACUGCCCUGAAAGGUGCAGAAAUAAUACAAGUAACCUGAAAAAUAUUCCUCUAUUCAUCCCCCCGCCGCGGUUUUAGUUGGAUUACCAAUCUCUCCCAUAUCAGAGAGAUGGCAGAGGCAGAGGAGAGGAGAGAAAGGACCUGGCCAGGAAUUGCUGCUCCUCAAAGGACAGUAAUCUCUAAGUAGGGCCUAACACUUAAAGACCUGAUUACCUGUGUCAUCCUCCAACUCCUGCAAACCAUGGAGAAAAUGAGACUUGAAACAGAAGGUGUCACUUACUGGGGCACAAAGAAGAGGUUGCCACCAAAACUUAAAAGCAGGGGUCUUACAGCUGUCUGCUGGAUAAGUGCUUUCCACUGGCUGGUGAGUUGGAAAGACACUUCUCGGGCUGCCAAUUUUUUGACAAGGUCCUGGAGGCUGGUGGGAGUGGGUGCCGUGGUGGGAUUGGAGGUAAGACUGAGCCUGUGUGUGUGUUGUGCUGUGGGUUUAUUCAGGUAUGAGCUUCCACGGCCCCUUUCUGAGAGGGCCCCCCCUUCCCGUUAGUCCUGUGUCAGGGCCACUUGGGAACAAUUCUAGGAAUCAUCAGUUUUUCUUUAGGGAUUAGACAGGCAAGACUGAUAAUUUAGCCCAGAAUUAAAUUGACACAGACUUUUUAUUAAAAAAAAAAAACUUAUAAAAGCAUGCAAGUCAUAAAUGCACACACAGCUUGAUAAAAAUUUCAGGAUGAACACGUCCACAUCAAGAACUAAAACAUUACCACAGAUAAGAUUUUGUCAUGGAAAAGUAAAAGAACAGAAUAAAUGUUUAAACAAAUGUAUAACUUCCAGCGUCUGCCAGGAAAAUUGAAGGGAAAAAUGCAAUUCACAGCAAAGUUUAAAAAAAGCAUGUGCUUAACAGAAAAAUGGGCAAAAGACACAAUAUCCUUAAAUAUAGGAAAAGAUGUUUAAUGCCCCUCACAGCUAGAGAAAUGGAAAUUAAAACUGUACUCAGAUAACUUUUCACUUAAAUUGGGGGAAAUUAAAAAGUAGCAAAACACAUUGUUGGCAGGGUUAUCAGGAAUAGGCAAUCUCAUACUUCUUGGAAGGGUAUUUCACAAUAUCUAAAAAUACUACAUGUGCAUUUUCUACCUCUAGGGACUUAUCCCCCCAAAUAAGAGCUAUUGUUCAAAGUAAUUCUUUACAGUAUUGAUUGCGGCUGAAAAAUGUUGGAGAAAAACCCUAAAUGGCCAAUAAUAAAGGAAUGUUGGAGUACAGCCUUACAAUGGAGUAUUAUACAGCUACAAAAAAGAAUAAGGACCAUCUCUCUGCACUAAGUAGGGGAGGAUUUCUAGAAUAUUCAAACUGAAAAGAGGAAAAUAACUUCUAUAGUAUGUACCUUUUAGGUAAGAAGUUAGGGGAAAACCCAGGGUGGCCAUAUAGGUCAUGUGCAAUUUAAAAUAGACAACGAACGAACUUUAUGGCCACCCUGUGUAUAUGGACUUGUUCAUUUCUACAACAUGAAACACAAGAGUGAUAAACCAGAAACUAAUGAGAUUGGUUACAACAGAACCAGGCAGAAAGAAUUGAGAAUAAGAACAGAAGAAAAGGGAUAAGAGGAGAGUGGCACUUCUAUAAAUACACAUUUUUCUAUAGUUUGACUUUUAGAACCAUGUUACAUGCUUAAAAUAUAUGUAAAGUCAAUAAAACCCCCAAAUAGAAUCUAAACAAAAAUAAGUGAAUUUAACUAUAUUUUUCAUGUUUUAAAUCAACACACAUUCACCCACGUGUGCAUACACCACACACACACACACACACACACACACACGAGCAUAUCCAGCAUUCACACCCAGAUCUUCUUUCUAAAACACUUCCAGUAAAGGGAAUUAAGGCUUUUUGGAGAAAUAGCUGACUUUAGGGUUGGGGUGGGACACAAUCCUAUGUUAGAAAGUAAGGAAUUGCUCAAAGAUUGAUGGGGGUGUGUCAAAACCCACAACAGCUGGGUCCAAGGGGCUUCUACUGGUCACAUCUGGGACAAUUUGGGCACUAAAAUAAAUAAUGAUAAUUGUAACUGAGUGAUCCACGUUACCGUCACUAGUGUUGUCCGGAGAUCGUGUGCCUCCUGAUAGGGUGCACCAAGAACGCAGCAUCGCCUCUGCGGUGUUCCUGUCAAAUACGCGGAACCCAAACCUAUAAUCUUGAGGAUAGCUUAAAACCAACCUGGGGACGCUCUUCAAAGGAAACGGCUGUGUACUUCAAAAACGUCAAGUCGUGAAAGAUGAAGACAGACGGAGGAACUGUUCCAAAUUAAAGGAGACUAAAGAGGCAGGAUGACUAACUGUAACGUGUGAUCCUGGACUGGAGGGGAUUAUUUUCUUCUUUAUUUAUAAAGAACAGCAGUAGACAAUAAAUUUGCAUAGGUUUUGUUGAUUAGAUGGUAGUGCUUUCUCGAUUUCAUUUUCCUGAUUUUGAUCUUUGCGCUCUGGCAGUGUAAGAGGUUGUAUACAAAAUAUUCUUUGCAUGGAUUGGGGGAAGGGAAUUACCUCUGAGAUUUAUAGCUAGAUGGAUAGACUAUAGACAGGGGCAAGGUAUGAUAAAGCAAAUGUGGUAAAGUGAAUCUAAAUGAACAGUAAAGGGUAUGUAAGAAUUCUUUGUACUAUGUUUGCAAAUUUUCUAUAAGUCUGGAAUUGUUUCAAAAUAAAAAAGAUAUA